CCUACCAUCCCUUUAUACGGAUAUCAGAACAGCGAAUAUACUUCCAGUAAUCUGUUAAGGGAAUAUGAUGAAAUCCCUUUUCAUAUUGGCUGCCCUCUUUUCUCUUGCUCUGGUCUCAAAUGGGAGAAAAGAUCCAGGAGAGUACUGGCAAGGUGGUGUGAAAGAUGGGCCAUUCCCUGAAUUAAUCCAAGGCCUUGUCGAUGCAAGUAAAGUCACAUCUGUCUCAACCACAAAGAACCACUGUCACACCCUAGCAGAAGAAUCCAAGAGAUUUGUACCACGCCCUCACAUCUCAUCCCACAAUUAUCAUCAUGAUGGUAAACUCAAUGCAAAGACAACUGUUGCAAAAGAUUUUGAGUCGAGGCCUAACAGCCCGAUUUACAACGAUGCUGCCACAUCAAAAGGUGAGAAAUCUUUUAAAAAGAAUUUUGAGCCGAUACCUAAUAUCUCAUCUUAUGAUGAUGAUGCUAAAUUACGAGCCAAAGAGUCUUUCAAUGAAGACUUUGAGCCAAGACCUAAUAUUUCGGCCUAUACCGAUGAUGAUAAAGUCGAAGAAAAGAAAUCUUUCGUGAAAGAUUUUGAGCCGAGGCCUAAUAUCUCAGCUUACACCGAUGAUGAUAAAGCUAAUGAAAAAAAAUCUUUUGUAAAAGAUUUUGAGCCGAGGCCUAAUAUCUCAGCUUAUGGUGGCGAUGAUAAAGUCGACGAAAAAAAAUCUUUUGUGAAAGAUUUUGAGCCGAGGCCCAAUAUCUCAGCUUAUAGUGAUGACGAUAAAGUCGAUGAAAAGAAAUCAUUUGUGAAGGACUUUGAGCCGAGGCCUAAUAUCUCAGCUUAUAGUGAUGAUGAUAAAGUCGACGAAAAGAAAUCAUUUGUGAAGGACUUUGAGCCGAGGCCGAAUAUCUCAGCUUACACUGAUGAUGAUAAAAUUGAUGAAAAGAAGUCUUUUAUAAAAGAUUUUGAACCAAGGCCUAAUAUCUCAGCUUAUGGCGGUGAUGAUAAAAUCGACGAAAAGAAAUCUUUUGUGAAGGACUUUGAGCCGAGGCCGAACAUCUCAGCUUACACUGAUGACGAUAAAGUUGAUAAAAAGAAGUCUUUUAUAAAAGAUUUUGAGCCAAGACCUAAUAUUUCGGCUUAUAACGAUGAUUCGGUGGGAGAGGAGGCAAAGAAGGCAUUAAAGAAAGAUUUGCAAAAGGAUUCUGUUAAUGAGGAAUAGGGUGAGCAGAAAAAUAUGAAGUGGUUGAUGAAGUUACUUCAGAUCAUUCCUCAUUUGUGUGUGUGAUGUGCAACUACUGAGAUGAUUGUUCAUUCAUAAAUAAAAGUUUGAUUGAUUUACAUGUCAAA
Molecule: messenger RNA, 1338 nt
Organism: Sesamum indicum (sesame)
Lineage: Eukaryota; Viridiplantae; Streptophyta; Magnoliopsida; Lamiales; Pedaliaceae
Source: RefSeq, a predicted model, not a curated record